Molecule: messenger RNA, 678 nt
Organism: Peronospora belbahrii
Lineage: Eukaryota; Oomycota; Peronosporomycetes; Peronosporales; Peronosporaceae
Source: the annotation of a GenBank genome assembly
AUGAUGGCAAGAUAUUUGACACGAACAACAGGCGUCCUAUUACGUCGACAAUACGCCCCACGCUAUCUAGCAACAUCAGACGAGUCAACCAUAUCUUCAUCAUCAUCAUUUACCGUGCCAAAAUUUCGCAAGAAGAAAACAUUCCAGUUCUCGGGCAAAGAUGAGGAGCAAACGAUGCCACUUGAAAAGUUUGAAUACCCGUCGUAUUGGGACGUUGAUUACCCGUCAGAUUUUGACAAUGAGAUGAAACACGAGGUAGAGAAAUUACAGAUCUUUGCAGACUUUACACCGUUCCUAGACUUAUCGUGGCAGAAGCAGAUCCACCCACUUUUUGAUGGUGCCCCGAUCAAAAUGACACUCAAUUGCCCGCUCGAGGACUUUGACGAGCGGCUCUUCAUCGACGACAAGAAUACGUAUGACACAAAGGUAAUCAUGGAGGUGCCUAUGACGUGCUUCAAAGGUUUGAACAAAGAGGCCAAAGACCUGGUCGUGCAGCUUGCAGGUCCGCGUUACAAUGCCAAUAAGAAAAUGAUCAAGAUUGCUGAGGACCGCUACAAUACACGCGUAUUCAACCACAAGCGGAUCUGCGAUAUUCUGCGUGAUCUUACUCAGACGGCACUCGAGCUCAGCGGACAGGCUACGGAGACUGACAAGCUUAAGAAAGAUGACAAGCAGUAA